CACCUUCACAUCGAUCUCCUCUCUUUAGCAUCGCAUAUACGUAUGAGGCCUUUGAGAACUUCUGAAUCAGCCUAGGAGUUAAGGCAGGGAUGACCGUAGAAGCAAGCAAAAUGAACAGUAAACUGCGUACAACGAUUGUAACUCUCUGCGUCUUCCUAAGCUUGCACCUUCAAAACGUGUUCUCAGAUGGCGUGAACGUCAAUCCGUCGAGCUACCUUGCACCUCAGGUGAAGGUGCCGAACUACCACGUGAACGACAUUUGGAAGGCGCAUACGCACUUGCCGAAUUACCCGGAAAUCGAGGCCGCUGCUAGGGACACUUUCGUCGCCCUCCCGUCGAGCUAUGACACAAAAUACCGGAACCCCUGUUGCUCAUCUUGCCGCUCUCGUCCCCCAGCCGACUCGCACAGUACACCCCUCUCCCUAUCGGCUACAGGACACAAGAUGGCACGUCAAGGACCCCACUUUUGGGACGAGUCCGCGUACCCUGUUCGCGUGAAGCGGCCCGGUCGCUACGACGGCUCUUUUCCGGCUUACAUGAGUGUCUUCGACAAGGCGGCCGCGCGCAUCCAGGCCAACCAGGCCGCCAUUACGGGGGAGGCCUCCUCGAACACAUACACGGCUGUGUACUCACAUCUGCGAGGUCGCACAUUGGUGAAGCGAAUCAACUCCACGCUGUCCGAAUACCUGUGGGAAGCCACUCCCUGGGCUCGAUACAUCGUCAUGGUGGUCGUGGUUACGAUGCUGGUUGUGGUGGUGGCCCUUCAAUCAGGAGCUUUCGAGGGCGUUUGGGAACGACCCGCGGUGGUUAUGGGGGUACUGAAUACACCCCACCGUACGCACGUCAUGACGGGUGGACAGACCAGCAUGCGAAGAGGAGGGACGAGGGAAGGGGAGAGGAAAGGGAUUCUGCCAAUCGCCCAACACGUCCACAUCCAGCCUUGGCUCAGCACAUAA
Molecule: messenger RNA, 956 nt
Organism: Volvox carteri f. nagariensis
Lineage: Eukaryota; Viridiplantae; Chlorophyta; Chlorophyceae; Chlamydomonadales; Volvocaceae
Exons: 8
Coding region: 90-956 (288 amino acids)
Biological process (GO): hexose biosynthetic process
Molecular function (GO): N-acetylgalactosamine 4-sulfate 6-O-sulfotransferase activity
Source: RefSeq, a predicted model, not a curated record